CCACCGUCCAGUGUCUGUCGACCCGUUGUGUCGCGCGGUGUAAUUCUCGAGUGGAUGAGCGAGCGCGCGUUUAUCGUGCUUUUAUCGUCAGCGGCACGCGCGAAGCGUGUCGCGUUGCCGUGAGGUUUAGAACCUUUGCUCUUUCGUCGAUAAAUGCGUCGUCGACGCGUGUCUUCGUCAUCCGUUCAGAAACUGAUGUAAGACGGCCAGACGCGGAAGGAAUCGCGUUCACAAGCGGCUUUUCUUGGGGGAGCAUGACACGUGGCAAAAUAUUUGCGCUGUGGAAAUAUUGGAUGGACGGAGUAAAUUCAUGAGCGAAUGCUCAUGAAUACGAUAAAUUGCAUCGUGCAGUUCCUGAUGCAAUAGCCUCUGGCGAAGUCCAUGGCGAAAAGAAGCGAGAGAAGACGCGGAGGUGACUUCUCAUCGAGCAGGGAAUUUCAGAUGCAGGGUAAGGAAUAAAUCGUUUCCAAGAUGGGGGCGAUGUUCAGGAGCGAGGACAUGGCCCUUUGCCAGCUGUUCAUUCAGCCGGAGGCGGCUUACCUUUCCGUUUCUGAACUUGGAGAAACCGGUACGGUGCAAUUUCGCGAUCUGAAUGGCGACGUGAACUACUUUCAACGGAAAUUCGUCAACGAGGUCCGGCGAUGCGACGAAAUGGAGCGCAAGCUUCGAUACAUCGAGGCGGAAGUGAAGAAAGACGGCGUGCCGAUCCCGGAUAAUCUGACGGAGCUACCGCGCGCACCCAUCCCACGCGAGAUUAUCAAUCUCGAAGCCCACCUCGAGAAAACGGAGAACGAUAUAGCUGAGCUGAGCCAGAACGCGGUGAACCUGAAGAGCAACUAUCUCGAGCUGACGGAAUUACAGCACGUGCUCGAGAAGACGCGAGUGUUCUUCACGGAGGAAGAAGCCAACGACUCGAUCACCAGGGCGCUCAUUACCGAGGAACCACAGAAUCCACAGGUCACUACCACUCGCGGACGUCUCGAAUUCGUCGGCGGAGUGAUAAAUCGUGAACGGGUUCCCGCCUUCGAGAGAAUGCUCUGGCGAAUAUCGCGCGGAAACGUGUUCCUUCGGCAGAGCGAGCUUGACAAACCACUGGAAGAUCCAACUACGGGCAACCAAAUCUACAAGACGGCUUUCGUGGCGUUUUUCCAAGGGGAGCAAUUGAAGAGCCGUAUCAAGAAAGUCUGCACCGGCUUCCACGCCUCGCUCUAUCCGUGCCCAACUAGCCUUGCGGAGCGUCAAGAGAUGGUCAAGGGUGUUCGAACAAGGCUUGAAGAUCUCAAUUUGGUAUUGAACCAAACGCAAGACCACAGGCAGCGCGUUUUGCACAACGUGGCGAAGGAACUACCGAACUGGAGUAUCAUGGUGCGCAAGAUGAAGGCCAUCUAUCACACGAUGAAUCUGUUCAACAUGGACGUUUCGAAGAAGUGCCUUAUCGGGGAAUGCUGGGUGCCAGUGUCCGAUCUCGCGACCGUGCAAAAUUGCCUCACGGAAGGAUCGCGACUCUGCGGCAGCUCGAUACCGUCCUUCCUCAAUGUAAUCCACACGGACGAGAAUCCGCCGACGUUCAACCGGACGAACAAGUUCACCAAGGGUUUCCAAAAUUUGAUUGACGCUUACGGCGUGGCGUCGUAUCGCGAGGCCAAUCCGGCGCUCUACACCAUCGUGACGUUUCCUUUCCUGUUCGGCGUGAUGUUCGGCGACGCCGGCCACGGACUGAUACUGACAAUCUUCGCCGCCGCCAUGAUACUACGGGAGAAGAAGAUCAUCGCUCAGAAGUCGAGCAAUGAGAUCGCGAAUAUAUUCUUCGGCGGUCGUUACAUUAUCCUCCUCAUGGGUCUAUUUUCCAUAUACGCUGGUAUUAUCUACAACGACAUAUUUUCAAAGUCAGUGAACAUUUUCGGUACCAGUUGGAAAAUCAACUACAAUGAAAGCACAGUGGAGGAUAACCCACUGCUCCAGUUGCAUCCGGGUCAUGACUAUCAAGGUUAUCCGUAUGCCAUGGGCGUGGACCCGGUUUGGGUUCUCGCUCAGAAUAAGAUUGUAUUUCAGAAUUCGCUGAAGAUGAAGAUGUCCAUUAUUUUGGGCGUCGUGCACAUGAUCUUCGGCGUGUGCAUCAACAUCGUCAAUAUCGUAAAUUUCAAGAGGUAUCACAGCUUGUUCUUGGAAUUCCUGCCACAACUGCUCUUCCUUAUUCUCCUCUUCUUUUACAUGACUGCCUUGAUGUUUAUCAAAUGGGCCAUGUACCACUCCUACGAUGACUACUCGGCGAAAAGUGCAAAGUGCGCACCCUCGGUCUUAAUAACGUUCAUCAACAUGAUGCUCUUCAAGCACAGCAAUAUGCCCCCGGGUUGUUCCGAGUAUAUGUUUGAAGGACAAGACAUCCUGCAGCUAGUUUGCUUCUUCACCGCCAUCUUGUGUAUCCCGGUGAUGCUGUUCGGCAAGCCGUUAUACAUCUUGAGCACGAGGGCGAAAAAACGCAGGAAGUCUGGGAAGAUCUUCAGCAACGGAAACGCAUCGCAAGAGAUCGAGAUGCAGAGCGAAGGGGCGCAGGUGGCUGGAACUAGCAACGACACCGCGGCCCAAAGCAGUCACGGUCAUGGCGGCCACAGUCACGACGACAUGCCCUUCGGCGAGCUGAUGAUCAAUCAGUCCAUCCACACCAUAGAAUACGUGCUCUCCACUGUUUCGCACACUGCCUCUUACCUGCGAUUGUGGGCGUUAUCCUUGGCUCACUCUCAGCUGUCCGAGGUGCUCUGGAACAGGUUGCUGCGGAUAGGUCUGGGCGCCGAAGAAGGCGAUUACGUCAUCGGUGUCAUUCUGUUUGUCAGCUUCGCCGCCUGGGCGUUCUUCACUAUCGCCAUUCUCGUCAUGAUGGAGGGCCUCUCGGCGUUUCUGCACACCCUUAGGCUUCAUUGGGUCGAGUUCAUGACGAAAUUCUACGAGGGCGUAGGAUACCCUUUCCAGCCGUUUUACUUCAAGAGUAUUCUAGAUGCCGAGGAUGCCGAAGACUAAGCGGCCGCUAGUCCAGCAAUAAUCGUUAGAUAUAUAGAUAUAUAUGUACACACAGCUAUAGAGUUACGCGCGAAGACCUCUUUAUACAUUAUGCAUAUACUUUAUACAUUAUGUAUCGAGUACUUUCGUACACGCCAAGGCCUUGUUUCGUCGCCUAGGGGACGAGAAGAGUACGGGAGGACCAAAUCGCCCCGCGGAUUGUUUUAAAUAAGCCUGACAAUGUGCCUUCGGUAAUUUCAGCCGUCGUUCACGUGCCUUUAUACGUAACGGCCGGAUUAACGCUGUCCGCCACGCUCGCACGGCCGACCGCGGCCGCGGCGACAAUUUCCCGUAAUGCUUAAGGAGGAAAAAAGAGAACGCGGUUUUUUCGCUGACGCGAUCGAUACACGCUGGUGGACCCCGUUUUGUUUUCGCGCGAAAUAACGAGCGAACGAAUCGCCGGAGAGUGGCGGGGUGGCGCCGCGCCCAGCAUUAGUCCGGCCUAUUGUACACGUCGGUCGAGUAUGCGUACGAUAUAAUCGUAAUAACAGACUUACGCUCGCGCGUGCGUGAGAGCGAGACUGCACCGCUGCGCCGCUGAGCGGAGAGAAACAUUUUAUUCUGCAUUAAAUAUUUAUCGGUUUUCGUUCCUUCGCCUUCCCUGCCCCUCCCCCCGUCCUCGUUCGGUCAGCAGCCGAGUCUCCGCGCGAGGUGACUGAAGGUUCAUCCGCGGCUCCGCGCGCGAUAUAUCGCGCUAAGGCUAAGCCUUGCCGCCGUUUUUAUCCGGCUGUAUUUCGCGCCGACUCUUUUAAAUGAAACCAGUCGUGCUUCUCGCGGGAUCGUUUCAAGAGAAGGAGAAAGAAACGGGAGAAAAACGAAGCGAUUCCCAGCGUCAAGUCAGUGAACUAGCCGUUUCGUUUUAUUUGAAACUAGAUACGCUUAGAGCCGACCGACUCCGCUCGUCCGGCGUUAAAGCUCCAGUUUCCUCGCCAUGGCCGUUUUCAUCAAUUACGUGAGAAGCGCGGAGAUACAUGAAAUCUUGCAAAGCAUGUUGGAACAAAAAAGUCCAUCGAGAGCAGCGCUCGCAAUUGGUCGAAUAGAUUCGCAAAAUAGCCCGAAAACUUUCCACUGCUCGCAAUAGAUAGCAUUCAUAAAAUUCACGCGGCAAAAUCACGUAGUAAAAAAGUAGGCCACAUUUCGUGCAUCUACAUUUUGUGUUAAUCUCACUGAUGCUUUUAUCUUAUAAACUUCUUAAUGUUUUAUCAACAUGCUCAAUCGAGAUCGCGUGUAUCGCUUCAGGGACAUAUAUUUUUAUCUCAAUGUGUUUCGUCGAAAUUACGAGCGUGCGUUUCUUCGUUUUUGACGUCAUUAAUCAGUGCAACCGCGAAGAGGGGCGAUCAGAGAAGCCUCAAAGCUUCGUGGUGUCACGACGGAAGUAUAAAAAGGAAAUUGUAACAGGUGCAUGCGCGAUUUACAAAUCAUGUUGCUGUUACUGUUGCUGCUGCUACUAUUACUACUACUACUACUACUACUACUACUGCUGCUGCUGCUGCUGCUGCUGCUGCUGCUGCUGCUGCUCGGUGCGCAUCGUAUUCAUUCCAUUAAUUACCUAGUAGAGCGGGGACACGCCAUAGUCGAAUAGUUUAUCCUUAAGCGACGUCGUUUUGUAACGUUUUAUCGUGCGA
Messenger RNA from Harpegnathos saltator (Jerdon's jumping ant), 4679 nucleotides. It is a transcript of the gene Vha100-2, whose product is annotated as V-type ATPase subunit a family protein Vha100-2. Gene Ontology annotation, cellular component: vacuolar proton-transporting V-type ATPase complex; plasma membrane; vacuolar proton-transporting V-type ATPase, V0 domain. NCBI's taxonomy places the organism in Eukaryota, Metazoa, Arthropoda, Insecta, Hymenoptera, Formicidae. Gene Ontology annotation, molecular function: ATPase binding; proton-transporting ATPase activity, rotational mechanism. Gene Ontology annotation, biological process: vacuolar acidification; proton transmembrane transport. The coding region runs from base 472 to 3015 and encodes 847 amino acids. The transcript is spliced from 15 exons. The record is from RefSeq and is a predicted model, not a curated record.